Molecule: messenger RNA, 2596 nt
Organism: Eucalyptus grandis
Lineage: Eukaryota; Viridiplantae; Streptophyta; Magnoliopsida; Myrtales; Myrtaceae
Product: probable glycerol-3-phosphate dehydrogenase [NAD(+)] 1, cytosolic
Biological process (GO): carbohydrate metabolic process; glycerol-3-phosphate catabolic process
Cellular component (GO): cytosol; glycerol-3-phosphate dehydrogenase (FAD) complex
Molecular function (GO): NAD binding; glycerol-3-phosphate dehydrogenase [NAD(P)+] activity
Source: RefSeq, a predicted model, not a curated record
GCAUCCUCCGAUGGCGGUGGGCGAAGAAAGCACGAGACUUUCGACGCGGGUCGCGUGACAUAUGUUCAGCCGUGUACGCGACCGCGGCAUCCUGCAUUUCGUCGGAGGCCCCGCCUGGCGGAGCUGCUGCUGCUGCUGCUGCUGCUGCGUCGUCACUUCCACCCCCGCAAGAAACGAGAAACGUGGACGAAAGCGUCGCCUCGUUUCCCUUCUUUCGUUUUCUGCUUUGCGUCAAAGAUCGCGUUUUUAAUCGGGAGGAUCGCCGCAGGUUUCAUUCCUGGUUUUCGGACACGAAAGCGAAAACGGUGGGACUCCGAGAGAAUUACGCGAUACACGCGCGUUGCGACGUGGGUCUUUGUCGACGGAGAAGACGUGGAAGGAUCGAAGCUUCUCUCUUUCCUUUUCCUUUGCCAAGUUCUCCCCCUACGCGAAUUCACUCGGCCAGCUUUCUGUUGCUCUUUUGGAUGGCACGAGCAGAUGCGGACAAAGAGCGCUCGAAAUCGACGUGGCCCGCCUUGAGUAAUCCGCCGAAUUGAAUGUCGAGUGCAUUUCUUUCCCACUUCUCAAUCUUUGUUUUUUCCUCGUUCCCUGAACAGUUUGGUUCGGUGGGGUUGACCCAAAGGAGGGUGACGAAUACCGUGUUCCCAAAGCUGGGUCUUGUUUUGCAUGUUUUUUUAUUUAUCUUCCCCGCGGUUCUUGAAGUCAUAAACCCUGUCAAAUCGAGAACCUUUUAGGAGGGAUCUAGAGUAAUUGCGUAGGAACGCGGGUGUUCAAUUCAACCUGUGUUCCUUAUCAGCCCUGAGCGUUGAGCUAAACUCAGCUUAUAGAGAGGAGGAGAUGGGGGAGACCUCUGAAGGGAUGACUGAUGAUGUCUACUCAAAUGGGUCGAUUCAGAGUAGCAAUGGGUCUCUCGAAGAAAAGCUGGAUGAGCUCCGUUGCCUCAUGGGAAAAUCAGAAGGUGAUCCGCUCAGGAUCGUUGGUGUCGGAGCUGGUGCUUGGGGCAGUGUUUUUGCAGCUAUGUUGCAAGAUAGUUAUGGUCACUUGAGGGAGAAAGUUCUGAUUCGUAUUUGGAGGAGACCCGGAAGAUCAGUCGACAAGGCCACGGCCGAGCAUUUGUUUGAAGUGAUCAAUUCGAGGGAGGAAGUGUUGAGGCGGCUCAUUAGGAGGUGCGCAUACUUGAAGUAUGUCGAGGCGAGAUUAGGUGAUAGGACGUUGUUUGCAGAUGAGAUUUUGAAAGAUGGGUUCUGCUUGAACAUGAUCGACACCCCUCUUUGCCCUCUGAAGGUCGUCACCAAUUUGCAGGAGGCUGUGUGGGAUGCCGACAUUGUAGUGAAUGGGUUGCCUUCAACAGAGACCCUCCAGGUGUUUGAGGAAAUUAGUAGGUAUUGGAAAGAAAGGAUUACAAUGCCUGUUAUCAUAUCAUUGGCAAAGGGUGUGGAGGCAGAGUUGGGGACUGAGCCCCGCAUAAUUACUCCCACCCAAAUGAUUUAUCGAGCGACUGGAGUGCCACUAGAGAACAUUUUAUACCUCGGAGGACCAAAUAUUGCCUCUGAGAUAUACAACAAGGAGUAUGCCAAUGCUCGAAUAUGUGGAUCUGCAAAGUGGAGGAAGCCUUUAGCAAAGUUUUUGAGGCAGCCCCACUUUACAGUGUGGGACAAUGGAGACCUUGUUACUCAUGAAGUUAUGGGUGGUUUAAAGAAUGUUUAUGCCAUUGGAGCAGGUAUGGUUGCAGAUCUGACAAAGGAAAGUGCCACCAGCAAAGCAGUAUAUUUUGCACAUUGUACGUCAGAGAUGAUAUUCAUCACACAUCUGUUGGCAGAGAACCCUGAGAAACUUGCAGGCCCUCUACUGGCAGACACAUACGUAACUUUGCUGAAGGGUCGUAAUGCAUGGUAUGGACAAAAGCUAGCUGGUGGGGAAGUGAACCUUGACAUGGGUGAUAAUAUCAAGGGGAAGGGGAUGAUUCAGGGAGUCUCGGCCGUGAAAGCCUUUUACGAGCUGCUGAGCCAGUCAUGCUUGAGUGUACUGCAUCCCGAAGAAAAUAAACCAGUGGCUCCUGCGGAACUGUGCCCAAUCUUGAAGAAGCUAUACAAAAUUCUUAUUCUGAGGGAUUUCCCACCGGAUGCUAUUCUUCAGGCAAUGAGAGAAGAAUCUAUGAAUGAUCCUCGAGAUCGCAUCGAGAUAGCUCAAUCCCACGCGUUCUACAGGCCAUCGCUCCUCGGGCAACAGCCUUGAUAAGAUGCGCUUCCAUCUGCAUGAAGUUGCAGUCAUUUUUGGUCCUGGACUGAACAAUCGAUGUGAAGUGGACGGUCCAUUGUUGCUUGUAUUUUUCUGAAAUGGUGUUCAUUGGGAAUGUGUCCGGUGUCGACUGGGAUAUGUUACUCGUGUACUAACUCGUCUCUAAAAUUGGUGGUUUGCGAGUCAUGAUGCAUCUAUUGCUUGUUAGACUUUUAGGCUUGUUCUGGGGGAAGUUAAGAAAGUAGCCCGGUUGGCAAGGUAGGUUAGGAAUUGUACAGUCAUUAUCAACUUUGUCAGAUCGAAAGCUUUUUUGAUCAAAGAGCGGAAUCAAAUUGAAAGGCUGCACCAGCUUUUUCCA